UAUGAGAAGUUUUUGCUCAUGAAAAGAGAUUUAGAAGUGGUAUCUAACUUCUACAUGAAUGAGUUGAAAGUGUUAUUUCAGACUCGUAAAUCUAAUGAUGCUUCAACUUCGACACCUCCAAUGUCCCAAACUGAUUUAUUCUUUAUGAAUCCUCGUGUUCAUGAAAUUUUUGAUGAGAUUGUGUCUCUUGUAAAUUGGGUAAGCAAAGUGCCUAAUGGUUUGGAUGAUGAUGAUAUUGAUGAUAAUGGUGCACCUGCAAAAGAGAUUAAUGUUGUAGUUGGUGAGGUUCCAAGGAUAGGUUUUGAGCAUGUUUUGAGUAAUGGAAAAUCUAAAUGCUCCCUUGCUAUGGAUGUUAGUCUCUUUGGUGAUAAAGUUACAUAUGUAACUGAAUAUAUGAAGUCAAGUAAUAAGGAUAUGAAGGUUUUGGAUGCAGUUGUCCAGGAACUUGUUGACUACUGCAUUAGUGAUUAUCAUGGUUUCGAUCUCAAUGAGGUGUUGGUAUCUUUUGGCAAACCAUUUGAGAUUACAAGGAAUGAAUUCCUUUCAUUAGGUGCACCGGCUAUUGCUAUAUCUUCUGUUAUUAUUGAUUGUUGGGCUAUGUUGCUUAAUGAAAACCAGAAGAGUAGUGCACAUGGACCUCAAAAACUAUAUUUUGGUGUUUCUCAAAGUGUAAGUAUCUUUCGGCUAUUUAGUUACUACAUCAUUAUAAUGGUAGUUGUUCAUUAUAAAAAAUUCAUAAAUUAAUUUCACUAUGUAUUGAAAACAGUCACUAUGAUUCAUAAAUUAAUUUCACUAUGCAAUGAAAACAGUCACUAUGUAAUGCAAGUAAUUACAUUUAAGAAAAAUAACUCUACCUUCUAAUUUUUUUAAUAUUUAUUAAUGUUUGUUCUUUUUUAGGCUUUUUUACUGAAAGUUGCAAACACAGAUAGUAACACACAAGACAUUGACAAGCUAUUUGACAUUUGGUCAAGAUGGUUGUUCAUUCCUUGCAA
Molecule: messenger RNA, 992 nt
Organism: Chenopodium quinoa (quinoa)
Lineage: Eukaryota; Viridiplantae; Streptophyta; Magnoliopsida; Caryophyllales; Amaranthaceae
Exons: 2
Coding region: 19-744 (241 amino acids)
Source: RefSeq, a predicted model, not a curated record